Messenger RNA from Nerophis ophidion (straightnose pipefish), 2092 nucleotides. Its product is annotated as GRAM domain-containing protein 2A. The transcript is spliced from 10 exons. NCBI's taxonomy places the organism in Eukaryota, Metazoa, Chordata, Actinopteri, Syngnathiformes, Syngnathidae. Bases 131 to 811 code for a protein of 226 amino acids. Gene Ontology annotation, molecular function: phosphatidylinositol-4,5-bisphosphate binding. The record is from RefSeq and is a predicted model, not a curated record. Gene Ontology annotation, cellular component: endoplasmic reticulum membrane; extrinsic component of cytoplasmic side of plasma membrane; organelle membrane contact site. Gene Ontology annotation, biological process: regulation of store-operated calcium entry.
AUGAAGUCCUGACCCCCCAUGAGGUGGACCCACCCAGGGAGGAGGACAGCCUGUUACUUUUCAGACAGUGAACAAGUACAACAGUCAAUACCACAAACUCUUUCAGUUGGUCCCUAAAGAUGAGCUCUUAAUGAAAGUGUACUCGUGUGCGCUGCUGCGUGACAUCCUGCUUCAAGGCCGCCUUUAUAUUUCCAGAAACUGGUUGUGUUUCUACGCACACCUCUUUGGAAAGGACAUCAAGGUGUGCAUUCCUGUGGUUUCGGUGCGACUGGUGAAAAAACACAAGACGGCCGGCCUGGUGCCAAACGGCCUGGCUAUCACCAUGGAUAUGGGACAGAAGUACGUGUUUGUGUCGUUACUUUCCAGGGACAACGUGUACGACGUCCUCAGGAGGAUCUGCACUCACCUGCAGGUGAACGGGAAGAGUCUGAGUGUGAAAGAGUUCCUGGAGGAACCCAGCUCCUUGUCCACGGAUGAGUUUCCCGAAGUUGCACCGUGGUCGAGGACGCCGUCACUUCCCAACGUCUCCUCCUCACUUCCUGAUCUGCUUGGAGACUCCUCCUCCCCUAGCCACGCCCCCGACAAGCCCUUCAUAGCGCACACUCUGACUGAAGAAGAGCAUCUGGAAGUUCUUCCACAGAUGUGUGACGAGGAGAAGCAGCUGCUCAAAGUGUUCAUCCUGCUGGUGGCCGUGUUAGUGUUGUCGUCGUCUUACCUCGCCUUCCGGGUGUGUCGUCUGGAGCAGCGGCUCAGCUUCCUCACGCACAGGUGUGGCGAGGUGCCCUGCUGGACGACCAAUCAGAGGUCUUGACAGGUCGAGGGCUUUCUCAGAGUGGUUACCAUAGCAACCUCACCCUCGUGAGGGUAGAUGGACCUGAACAACAUUUAAUGUUAGCAAACACGCAAGCUUGUUUCACUUUAAAACAUAGAUCACCACGGCAACCACGCCAUGUGAUAGCCGGCUCACGGCGAGAAGUAGUGGCACUCACCACAGGGAGGCGCCAGAUGACAUUUAAGGAAUUGAACCAGCCCAGUGCGGAGGUGGCUGUAAUCUUAUUAUAUUGUGGUUAAGCGCCAGGCAACUAAGCCCACUUUUGGGGUCAAAGGUCAUGUGUUAACUGAUUAGUUGACCACAAACAUCCCGGGUAAGCUGGAGCCUACCCCAGCUAGACAGCCUGGACUAGGUAAUGGUCAAUUACAGGACAUGUUAAAUGAUACGCCCCCUUCCUUUCAAUCAAACACUACCACGCCCCCUCCUGAGCUGUCAAAUCCAUCAAUUGUGUUUUGCUGUUUUUUUCACAAUAAAACACAAGUGAAAAAAUAAAAGUUGUGUUGUUUGUGUUAUGAAAUAUCUUUAUUAUCCCCAAAUUUCUAAAAGACGAUGGCGGUAGGAAACUUCCUGUGCCCGUUUGCUAAGCAAGUGGGAAGUGUGCAGUUUCAUUUUAAAAACCGUCCUUUUACAUCCUGUUUCCUGUCCGAUCUCUGCUAGCUGCUAACGCCGCUACUCUGUGAUUCGUUCACGUCGGGUUGGCUGGAGAAGCGUCUGGGAUGGACGGGCUCGGCCAAAAAGGCCACGGUGACGACGGCGUCCGGGCAGUCCGCUUCCAUCUCUCGCCGCAUCCUGCUCGAGAGCAACCGCACGUCGGAGUGGGCAUUAGCCACGGUGUGGCGCCGCAUGCCGCCGGACUUCUCCAGGUAGGCCUCCCCUUCGUGUUCCACCAAGGGCGCCAGAGAGGAGCACUCGCACAUCGGAGGCUGGGUCACGUCGGGCUGCGAACCGUCUCCUAGCAACCAGCGCAGAUGCCGGCACUCUGUGAAAAUAGACACAAAACAUCUGAACUAUCUUUGAGGGACGGGCAAACUUUGAAAAAGGAAGCACGCUUAGCGAGCCGCCUCCUUCCAGUUUAAGACUUUAAUCACCAAGUUGUGAUCCUCUUGACCAAAGCUGGUGUGUUUAUUUAUGGUGUCUGCUUCUUGGAAUUCCUGAAACAUUCCAGCAGCCUGCGGCAGUUAGCCACAUUGCUAACAGGCAACCGCGUCAAAAAACAAACUACAGUAAUUACAAAACCCAAAACCAGUGAAGUUGGCACGU